Messenger RNA from Naegleria gruberi, 2247 nucleotides. RefSeq lists its product as uncharacterized. The transcript has a single exon. The record is from RefSeq and is a predicted model, not a curated record. NCBI's taxonomy places the organism in Eukaryota, Heterolobosea, Eutetramitea, Acrasida, Naegleriidae. Gene Ontology annotation, molecular function: metal ion binding; propionyl-CoA carboxylase activity; ATP binding. Gene Ontology annotation, cellular component: mitochondrion. Bases 1 to 2223 code for a protein of 740 amino acids.
AUGAAAAACGUCGCUAGAAUUAUUUCCAGCAAAAAGUUAGCAAAGUCAUCAUCUAGAGCCCUUGCUUUAGCUAGUACCCAGGAAUGCAAGAAUAGUUUGAUCAGAUCAACAACAGGGUUUGCUACUCCACAACAACAACAAUUUUCUACAUUUAUUAAUCCUUCUGUUUUCAAGACUACUAAUUAUGUUAGAGCUCCAGAAACCAACGAUCAACCAAAAGAACAUUACUUUAACAAAAUCUUGAUUGCCAACAGAGGUGAAAUUGCCGUCCGUAUCAUUAAAACUUGUAGAAAGCUUGGAAUUAAGACCGUAGCCGUUUACAGUGAUGCUGAUGCUAACAACAAACAUGUUAGAAUGGCUGAUGAAGCUGUAUAUAUUGGUGGUUCUUCUCCUGCUGAUUCAUAUUUGAGAGCCAACAGAAUUAUUGCUGCAAUGAAGCAAACCGGAGCUGAAGCUGUGCAUCCAGGUUUUGGUUUCUUAUCUGAAAAUGCCUCUUUUGCUAAAGCUAUUGAAGAUGCUGGACUCGUUUUUAUUGGUCCACCAUCAUCUGCAAUUUCUGCUAUGGGAGACAAGAUUGAAAGUAAGAUUAUUGCUGAAAGAGCUAAAGUUAACAUUAUUCCUGGCCAUCAAGGUGAAGUUUUCAGUGCUGAUGAAUGUAUCAAAAUUGCUGCUGAAAAGAUUGGUUAUCCAGUCAUGAUUAAAGCUUCCGCUGGUGGUGGUGGUAAGGGUAUGAGAAUUGCCUAUAAUGAACAAGAAUUGAGAGAAGGUUUCAGAUUGAGUCAAGAUGAAGCUAUUAGAAACUUUGGUAGUGAUAAGAUGUUGAUCGAAAGAUUCGUUGAAAAUCCAAGACACAUUGAAAUUCAAAUUAUUUGUGACCAACAUGGAAAUUAUCUUUAUUUGCCAGAAAGAGAAUGUUCCAUUCAAAGAAGAAAUCAAAAGGUCAUUGAAGAAGCUCCAUCUUCAGUAAUUGAUGAAGCAACUAGAAAGGCUAUGGGUGAACAAGCUGUUGCUUUGGCUAAGGAAGUUGGUUAUUUCUCAGCUGGUACUGUUGAAAUGUUGAUUGACUCAAAUAAGAACUUCUACUUCUUGGAAAUGAAUACUCGUUUGCAAGUUGAACACCCUAUUACUGAAUUCAUUACUGGUAUUGAUUUGGUUGAACAAAUGAUUCGUGUUGCUGCCAAGAAGCCAUUGUUGCUCAAGCAAAAGGAUAUUAAGAUUACUGGUCACGCUACUGAAUCCAGAGUUUAUGCUGAAGAUCCAAUGAAUAACUUCUCACCAUCUGUUGGUACUCUUCACACAUACAUUGAACCAAGAGAUGACGAAGGAAGAAUCAGAGUUGACUCUGGUAUUUUGGAAGGUUCUGAAAUUUCAGUUUUCUACGAUCCAAUGAUCAGUAAGACUAUUGCUUACGGAAAGGACAGAAUGGAAUCUAUUAACAGAAUGGUUGAAGCUCUCGAUACCUAUGUCAUUCAAGGUGUUCGUCAUAACAUUUCUUUGCUUCGUGAUAUUUUGGUUACUGAAGAUUACAGGAAGGGUAACAUUACUACUAAAUUCAUUCAAAAGCACUACCCAGAAGGAUUCAAGGGUAUUAAGCUUUCAUCUGAUGCUAAAUCAUCACUCAUUGCUUCAGUCGGUUUGAUGGAAUAUAUUGCUAAUAGAAGAGAUUUCCAAAUUACUGGUCAAUUGCCAAGAGCUCAACCACCUAAGACUACUAAACUCUUCGUUAACAUUGAUAAGGAAGCCUAUCCAGUUUCAAUUACCCAAGAAAAGGGCAAGUAUAUUGUUGAAUUUAAGGAUCACCUCUAUGUCGCCAAGACUAGCUGGGUUGUUGGUACACCAAUCUUCCGUGCUGUUCUCAAUGAUAAUCAAUCAGUCAUUGUUCAAGUUGGUGAAAGAAAAGGUACUACUCAAUUUGUCAGUUUCAUGGGUACUGAAUUCAAGUUUGAUAUCAGAACUCCAAAGGAACAAGAAUUACACAAGCACAUGCCAGUUAUUAUUCCACCAGAUCGUUCUAAGAUGUUGAUUGCUCCUAUGCCAGGUGCUAUUGUUUCAGUUGCUGUUCAACCAGGUCAAAAGGUUUUGGCUCACCAAGAAUUGGUCGUCAUUGAAGCCAUGAAGAUGCAAAACGUCCUUAAGUCUUCUACUGAAGGUAUCAUUAAGGAAAUCAAGGUUAAGGCCGGUGAUAUUGUUGGUAAUGAAGCUGUCUUGAUCACUUUCGAAUAAAUUGUAAAAAAUCUCUUUGUAAUA